Colletotrichum spaethianum is the source of this 774-nucleotide messenger RNA. Its product is annotated as urea active transporter. The coding region runs from base 1 to 774 and encodes 257 amino acids. The transcript is spliced from 6 exons. Lineage: Eukaryota; Fungi; Ascomycota; Sordariomycetes; Glomerellales; Glomerellaceae. The record is from RefSeq and is a predicted model, not a curated record.
AUGAGCGGCCAAACAUCCAAUGACGGCUCCUUGGCCGAGGUCCUAAGCUCUCUGAAGUCCAUUCAGCAGACACAGUCUGACCUGGUGGCUGCUGUGGAUUCGUUAAACCACCGAUACCAGCAGCUGGCCGGUGACACCGAUGUCGCAGCGCUUGGCCCGGGUCCGUCCCUCGGCGAGGCCUCCGAGAGACCCCGCACCCCCGGCCGUUCCGAGGCUGGUGCUGUUGGUGACUCGGCUCAAGGUUCCUCGUCCGACUUGACGUUGCAGGCUCCGGCUGUGCCCUCCUCGCCCAGUCAGCGAUCCGGUCUCACCUCCCGAAUCAUUCUCACUGGUGGCUCUUAUUCCAUCUAUUAUGCCCUGGCCGUUGCCAGCAAGCAACUCAACUUGGAGCACAGACCCGACUUUACCAACACGGAGCCCGCAGCCAAGAUCGGCCCGUUCCCUCAAUGGGGAGACCCAAAGAAGAUCGUCGCCAUGGAUCCCUGGGGUCAUCUGGCUCCGUGGCUUUUCAAGGACAUCAUUGAGAAGCAAAAUGAGUGCGUAUUCAGAGUUAACACGUGUCAGCUUCCUGAACUAGAGGAGAGUGUCAGGAGUGGCCGGCUAGCUAGUGUUCCCGACGGUAAGGUCUGCCUCAACAACCUUGGAGAGCUUGCCGUAACCAAGUUCGCCGUUGAACCGCUCAUCACCCGCAACGAUAUCAAAGUGUUUCUUCCUCCUAUUGGUGGGUAUACCAAAGCUAUCCGGUGUCCUGAGAAGCGCGAGAAGAUGGACUGA